AUGGCUGCUGCGAAUCCAGCACAACUGCUCCUAGGUGAACUGACGUGUGUGGUGUGUCUAGAUUAUUUUAAAGAUCCAGUGUCUCUAGAUUGUGGGCACCAUUUCUGCCAGGCCUGCAUCACUCGGUGCUGGGAGGAAUUGAGUGCAGACUUCCCCUGUCCUGAGUGCAGAGAAACCUUCUCCCGGAGAAACCUCAAACCAAACAGACAGCUGAGGAAUAUUGUAGAAGCUUCCAGAACACUUACACUGAAGUCAGCAAAAGAACCAGAAGUUGGGACAGUGUGUGAAAAACACAACGAGGAUUUAAAAGUCUUCUGCCAAGAGGAUCAAACACCCAUUUGUGUGGUUUGCCACCUGUCCCGAGAUCACAGAGAUCACACGGUGGUUCCCAUAGAGGAGGCUGCUGAGGAUUACAAGGACCAAAUUUGGAGCCGUUUGGAGAGUUUGAAGAAAGAGAGAGAGGAGAUUCUGUCAUUUAAACUGAGUGGGGAAGAUAAAAGCCCUGAACUGCUGAAACAACUAGAAACUGAGAAGCAGAAGAUUGUGGCUGAAUUUCAGCAACUGCGCCAGUUUCUGGAGGGACAAGAGCGACUCCGGCUGGCCCAGCUGGAAUUGCUGAAGAAGGAAAUUGAAAAGGGGAGGGCUGAGUAUGUUGCCAAACUAUCUUUCAGUUCCCUGAUCAGUGAGAUGGAGCAGAAGUGCCAGCUGCCAGCGAGUGAAUUCCUGCAGGACAUCAAAGGCACCUUGAGCAAAUGCGAGAGGGAGAAGUUUCAGAACCCAGUGGCCUUUUCUUCUGAACUGAAAUGGAGAAUCUGGGAAUCUUCUCAAAGAAAUGCAUCUCUGGGGACCAGAAUGAAGGAAUUCAAAGACUCACUCUCGUCCAGACAGCGGUUGGACAAAGCGAACGUGACUCUGGAUCCAGAUACGGCCCAUGCCCAACUCAUCCUGUCUGCGGAUCGGGAAAGUGUGAGAUGGGAACACACACGGCAGGACCUGCCCGACAACCCUGAGAGAUUUGACACUACGUGCUGUGUGCUGGGCUGUGAGGGAUUCACCUCGGGCCGACACUACUGGGAGGUGGAGGUGGAGGUGAAGGGGAGGAGGGGACACUGUGCUGUGGGGGUGGCCAGAGAGUCUAUGAGCAGGAAGGGAGAGAUCAGCCCUAACCCUGAGCAGGGGAUCUGGGCUGUGCGGUGCAGGGAGGAUCACUACCGGGCUGACACAUCCCCUGAGCAGCGCAUCCCCUUCCCCCCGAGCCGGGCGCCCCGCAGGAUCCGGGUGUAUCUGGACUAUGAAGGGGGGCAGGUGGCGUUUUUCGAUGCUGGUACCUGGGACCCGAUCUUCACUUUCCCGCCAGCCUCUUUCGCCGGGGAGAGAAUCCGCCCGUUCUUCCGGGUUAGGGCUCGUGUCCCGGUCUUCUGGCCUGGUUCUAGUCUGCGGCUCACCCUGUGUCCCUGAGGUGCCCUGUCUGUUCCCACGAAACAGGCUGUGACGUUAUUGAUAUAAAUUGGGACCAUAUAGAACAUGGGUUGCAACCAAGGUC
Mauremys mutica (yellowpond turtle) is the source of this 1543-nucleotide messenger RNA. RefSeq names its product E3 ubiquitin-protein ligase TRIM7-like. The coding region runs from base 1 to 1458 and encodes 485 amino acids. The record is from RefSeq and is a predicted model, not a curated record. The transcript is spliced from 7 exons. Gene Ontology annotation, molecular function: protein binding; zinc ion binding. NCBI's taxonomy places the organism in Eukaryota, Metazoa, Chordata, Testudines, Geoemydidae.